Arabis nemorensis is the source of this 870-nucleotide messenger RNA. The record is from the annotation of a GenBank genome assembly. Lineage: Eukaryota; Viridiplantae; Streptophyta; Magnoliopsida; Brassicales; Brassicaceae.
AUGGCGAGGACGACGGGGAUUGGGAGCAACGGAGGGAAGAAGAAUGGGGCGGGUCAGUUUUUUCUAGCGACGCUGCUUCUUUGGCUUGUCUCCGUCGUGUUUGAGAUUGUUUUCAAUCUCCGAACGGAGCUUCUUUGGGUGAUUUGUGGUGGAUGCUUUUUUCAAUUCGUGAAUUGGGUUGUUCGUUCUUGGCUCUCUCGUGACCCUCUCUUUGUUAAUACCUCUGUUUCGCUUCUGCACUCGAUCAUCACCUCCGCUUCAGUGGUUUUCAUUCUGCUCAAUCAAUGCUUAGCCAAAGGUUUAGACGAUAUGUUCGAUCAUUCAGAGUUGGUUGGUGGUACUUGGAAAUGGGCAUAUCCAGCUUUGUGUUUCUCUUGCGGCUACUUUGCAUAUGACCAGUGGGAUAUGCUUCAGUACCGGCUAUACAGCGGCUUAAUACCUUCCAUUCUGGUUCACCAUCUCGUCCUCCUUGUUUGCUUCACAUUGGCUCUUUACCGAAACGUAACCAUUAACUACCUGAUUCUUACUCUAAUUUGUGAGAUGCACUCGAUCUUUCUGCACGUGAGAAAGCUAAGGAGAAUGGCGGGAAUCAGAGACAGUAACACGGCAUUGGUGAAACUGGAGUGGGUACUAAACUGGACAGCGUUUGUGUUUGCUAGAUGCAUUCCUCACAUUCUCAUCACUGUCAAACUGAUCAAAGACGCACACAAGUUUGGGAAAGGCGUGGAGUUACCGCUCGCUCUGUCUGGUAUGGUAGGAAUGAACGUUCUCAAUGUCGGCCUCGGAAUGGAUUUGUUUCAUGCUUUCAGAAGAGAGAAAAGCAACAUAAGAAAUCAAGAGAAUGGCAACCAUCACAAGCAUGAAGAAUGA